Ziziphus jujuba (common jujube) is the source of this 1273-nucleotide messenger RNA. Its product is annotated as B3 domain-containing protein At5g42700. Gene Ontology annotation, molecular function: DNA binding. The transcript is spliced from 7 exons. NCBI's taxonomy places the organism in Eukaryota, Viridiplantae, Streptophyta, Magnoliopsida, Rosales, Rhamnaceae. Bases 365 to 1054 code for a protein of 229 amino acids. The record is from RefSeq and is a predicted model, not a curated record.
AUAACGUCACAUAUCAAAUUUACAAUUUUGAAUCUACACCGUCGAAUUUGAUUUGACUCUUAUCGAUUUAGCUGUACGGCAAGGUGAGAAGGGUAAUAAUAAAAAUGGAAACAACAGUGUACCACGCAUUUAAAAUUUAAAAUGGUAACCAAAAGAUAUUUGCUUCUGUCCAAUGAUGAUCAUAUUCCAGAGUGGGAACCCAACGGUCGACUGUCGAGAUUUUCAAAUUUAGUGCCUUUUUCCCUCACUCAGACUCUCUCUCUCCAUUCCAAGUCUCAGUCUCAGGCCUCACUUCCAGACUUCCGGUGGUUGGCCGUCGAAAAAACAAAAAAAAAAAAAAAAAAAAAGAGAAAAAACGCACACAAUGGUGGUGGCUAAACCUAAGGUAUCCUACGAGGAAUGCCGUCGCAAGAGAUUGGAGGAAAACAAGAAGAGGAUGGAGGCCCUCAAUCUCCCCAAGAUUGCUCAAUCUCUUCGAAACUCCUUAACUCCCAAGCCCUCCCCUAUGAAGAGCGUAAAGAAACCUCGCACGUUAGAGAAAGAGGUGGUUGUGGUCAGAAGGUCAAGUCGCGUGGCAAACUUGCCCGCCCCUGUUUAUAAAGAAGUUGUUAUUGAUCGCGUGCUGAUACCUAGAAGGAUUUCUAAGCACAGGGAUUUGUCGAACCGUGUUUAUGCUUCGGAUGAAGCGAGGGCGGCCGCCAUAGAGAUUGCAGAGAAACUACAAUCGGGUUUGGAACCUCAGUAUCCUAACUUUAUAAAAUCAAUGCUCCCAUCACAUGUCACAGGAGGUUUCUGGCUGGGCCUUCCGGUACAUUUCUGCAAAGUGAACCUCCCAAAGAGAGAUGAAGUUAUGACAUUGAUAGAUGAAGAUGGUAAUGAAUACCCAACUAUUUACUUGGCCCGAAAAACUGGACUAAGUGGUGGAUGGAAAGGAUUUUCAGUUGCUCAUGAAUUGAUGGAUGGGGAUGCAUUAAUUUUCCAAUUAGUCCGGCCUUCAGCAUUCAAGGUAUACAUUGUUAGGGUUAAUGGUGAUGGACAGGAUAACCAGUCUUGAGUCUUAUGCAUUUGCAUGUUAAAGCUAUCUUACUCAAUUUUAGGAGUUAUGGGAAUGCAUCUCGACUGUUUAUUCAGAAACCAUGUGGGCUUUCUGAUGCUCUGAUUGACUGCUUAUAUGGAAAGCCUGUGGAUGGCCGUCUUGCCUUUAAUUGAAAUAGCUGUGGCCCUUGUUCAUUGGGUCUCAAAUUUCCUAGUAUUUUUCUUUUUUUGGGGAGGA